AUGGCUGUGGAGAAUAGUUUGGAUGGAGAUAUAUACACACAGCAGACUAGAGCAUCAACAAGGCAAACACCAGCCGUGGAGACAGUAAAAAUCCCCGAAAAUGCUGGCAACCGACAAGAUUCAGAAAAGAGGAAGGCAACACAGGGAAUCAGUACUAGUACAGUACCAUUUUACAAGCUAUUCUCCUUUGCUGACUCAUGGGAUUAUCUACUAAUGCUAGUGGGCACAGUCACUGCUGUUGGAAAUGGUAUGUGCUUGCCUGCAGUAGCCCUACUCUUUGGUGAAUUAAUGGACGCAUUCGGAAAAACUGUCAACACCAAUAAUAUGCUGCAUGAAGUUUCCAAGCUCUGUCUGAAGUUUGUGUAUUUGUCCUCAGGAGCAGCUGUUGCCUCAUUUUUCCAGGUGACUUGCUGGAUGGUAACAGGAGAGAGACAGGCCACAAGAAUAAGAAGUUUGUACUUGAAAACGAUAUUGAGGCAAGAUAUUGCCUUCUUUGAUAAAGAAACCAAAACUGGAGAAGUCGUUGGGAGGAUGUCAGGUGACACUGUUCUUAUUCAAGAUGCCAUGGGUGAGAAGGUUGGGAUGGUUAUUCAGCUGGCAGCUACAUUUAUAGGAGGCUUCUUUGUAGCUUUUUUCAAGGGGUGGAUUCUUGUCCUUGUCCUGUUAUCUUGUAUUCCACCUCUUGUUGCAUCUAGUGCUGUCAUGACCAUUCUUUUAGCGAAGCUGGCCUCCCAGGAACAAACUUCUUAUUCAGUAGCAGCAAGUGUAGUAGAGCAGACUAUUGGAUCAAUAAGAACUGUUAUCUCCUUUACAGGGGAGAAGCAAGCUAUAGCUAAAUACAAGAAGUCUCUAACCAAAGCUUAUGAUUCUGCAGUGAGGGAGGGCUUGGCUACUGGGUUAGGUCUUGGUUCUGUUAUGUUUAUUGUAUUUUGCAUUUUCGCUUUAGCUGUAUGGUUUGGCGCGAAGCUGAUAAUCAACAAAGGAUACUCAGGAGGGAAUGUCGUUGGGGUGAUUGUUGCUGUGUUGACUGCUUCCAUGUCUCUAGGGCAGACAUCUCCAUGCAUUAAAGCAUUUGCAGCAGGACAAGCUGCAGCAUUUAAGAUGUUUGAGACAAUCAAUAGGAAGCCAGAGAUAGAUGCUUAUGACACCAAGGGACUGAAAUUGGAUGAUAUUAGUGGAGAUGUCGAAUUAAGGGAUGUUUAUUUCAGUUAUCCAGCAAGACCAGAUGAACAAAUUUUCAGUGGAUUCUCUAUCUCAAUACCUAGUGGUACAACAACAGCUUUGGUUGGUCAGAGUGGAAGUGGGAAAUCAACAGUCAUCAGUUUAGUAGAGAGAUUCUAUGAUCCUCAAGCUGGUGAAGUUCUUAUAGAUGGGAUUAAUCUCAAGGAUUUUCAACUGAGAUGGAUCAGGCAGAAAAUAGGCCUUGUCAACCAGGAACCUGUAUUGUUUGCUUCUAGCAUUAAAGAUAAUAUUGCCUAUGGGAAGGAUGAUGCCACCAUUGAAGAAAUUAGAGCUGCUGCUGAGCUCGCCAAUGCUGCUAAAUUUAUUCAUAAACUGCCUCAGGGCUUAGACACAAUGGUUGGCGAGCAUGGAAUGCAUCUAUCUGGAGGCCAAAAGCAGCGCGUUGCUAUAGCCAGAGCAAUCCUGAAAGACCCGAGAAUUCUCCUGCUGGAUGAAGCUACAAGUGCUCUUGAUUUGGGAUCUGAGAGGAUUGUGCAAGAGGCAUUGGACAGGGUCAUGAUGAACAGAACUACUAUCAUUGUUGCACAUCGCUUGAGUACAGUGAGGAAUGCAGAUAUGAUUGCAGUCAUUCAUCAAGGAAAGAUUGUUGAAAAAGGUUCACACACUGAGCUACUCAGGGAUCCUCAUGGGGCAUAUCACCAGCUUGUACAGUUGCAAGAAAUUAGCAGUGAGUCAGAACAACAUGAUGAAAGUUGGGAAUCAUUUGGCGCUAGACACCAUAACCGUUUCCCAUUCCCAUUUUCAUUUGGUGUAUCUCCUGGAAUCAAUAUGCUGGAAACAGCACCUGCAAAGCCCAACUCAGAACCAUUAAAACAUCCAACAGAAGGUCUAGUUUGGCGCUUGGCCUGUCUUAACAAGCCAGAAAUCCCAGUCUUACUGCUAGGUAUUGUAGCUGCAAUUGCCAACGGCUUAAUAUUACCCGCGUUUGCAGUACUAUUUUCCACUAUAAUCGACAAUUUCUAUGAGUCAGCAGAUAAACUCCGGAAGGAGUCUAAGUUUUGGGCGUUAAUGUUUUUCAUUCUUGGUGUGGCAUCCUUGUUGAUAACCCCGACAAGGACCUACCUCUUUGCUGUUGCUGGGUGUAAGUUAAUUAAAAGGAUCCGAUCCAUGUGCUUUGAGAAAGUUGUUCACAUGGAGGUAGGCUGGUUCGACAAAGCCGAGAACUCGAGCGGUGCCAUUGGAGGGAGGCUGUCUGCAGAUGCAGCUUCAGUACGAAGUCUGGUUGGAGAUGCGCUUGCUUUGGUGGUUCAGAACAUUGCAACAGUAAUUGCUGGCUUGGCUGCUGCUUUUGAAGCAAACUGGCUGUUGGCUCUCAUUAUCCUUGUUUUCCUACCUCUAAUAGGAAUCAAUGGAUGUAUUCAGCUGCAAUUCACAAAGGGUUUCAGCGGAGAUGCCAAGAAAAGGUAUGAGGAAGCAAGUCAAGUAGCCAACGAGGCAGUUGGGAAUAUUAGAACAGUAGCUUCUUUCUGUGCUGAAGAGAAGGUGAUGCAGCUGUACCAGAAGAAAUGUGAAGGCCCAGCAAAGACAGGGAUGACACGAGGCUUGAUCAGUGGGUUAGGCUUUGGGCUAUCAUUCUUCUUUGUUUAUUUUAUCUAUGCAGUCACUUUUUAUGCUGGAGCCCGUCUUUUUCGAGACGGGAAGACAACAUUCUCAAAGAUCUUAAGAGUGUUCUUUGCUCUCAGUAUGGUGGGCCUAGGCGUCUCUCAGUCUGGCUCUUAUGCCCCUGAUGCCAGUAAAGCUAAAAGUUGUGCUGCUUCAAUAUUUGCAAUUCUUGACCAGAUAUCAGAAAUAGACUCUAGUGGCAGGUCAGGAAAGAGACUAAAAAAUGUAAAGGGAGACAUCAAGUUUCGGCAUGUCAGUUUCAGGUAUCCCACUAGGCCUGAAAUCCAAAUUUUCCGGGAUCUUUGCCUGACUAUUCGCUCUGGCAAGGUAACUACAGUUGCCCUGGUUGGAGAAAGUGGGUGUGGAAAAUCCACUGUGAUCUCAUUACUGCAGAGAUUUUAUGAUCCUGAUUCAGGUCGUAUAACACUGGAUGGGGCCGACAUCCAAAAGCUGCAGCUGAGAUGGCUGAGGCAGCAGAUGGGUCUGGUGAGCCAGGAACCAACGUUAUUCAAUGACACCAUCCGAGCCAAUAUUGGAUAUGGAAAAGAAGGAAAUGCAACAGAGGCAGAAAUCAUAGCUGCAGCAGAAUUAGCCAAUGCCCACCACUUCAUUAGUAGUUUACAGCAGGUAUUAUUUUCUCUGCUACCAAACACUAUAAAGAAGUAG
Molecule: messenger RNA, 3510 nt
Organism: Vitis vinifera (wine grape)
Lineage: Eukaryota; Viridiplantae; Streptophyta; Magnoliopsida; Vitales; Vitaceae
Product: ABC transporter B family member 11-like
Exons: 11
Coding region: 1-3510 (1169 amino acids)
Biological process (GO): transmembrane transport
Cellular component (GO): membrane
Molecular function (GO): ABC-type transporter activity; ATP hydrolysis activity; ATP binding
Source: RefSeq, a predicted model, not a curated record